CAGAAACGAAAAAACAUUUGCUUGAUAUUCUCUUACACAGCUGCAGCGCAGAACAUGACAACGUAAACGGGGAAAAAAAUCGGAACUUUACGGGGAGACUUCGACUCUCGAGCUAAAGAAAGAACGAACCCAACAUCGUCAAGAACCUGCUUUUUCAGUGAGACUCACCACGGUUCACGCCCCUUCAGUCUUGCCCUUUGUAAUCGCAUUCAAGGGACGAAGAUUUGGAACAUUAUUCCUUUCGAUUCGCUUUCCCAUUUUGAUAGUUUCGCGUUUUUGUCAGGAAGGCUCUGUACAAUACGUAUCUUCCUUCGCCGGCUUUAUUGGUCUCUGUCUUGUGCUCGUGCUUUCGCUUUACCCUACUCUACUUCACCGAAACUUGUGAGAGAGAUCGUCCUCGGUCUCUGCUUCUGACGUUUCUUCUUCUGGUUCUCUGCUUCAUUCUUCUGAUACACUCCUCAUUUUCUAAAAUCCCAGUUGGCGAGCAAGCUGAAGUGUUCUUUUCUUUUUGGGCUUUUGGGUGUCGUUGUUUUGGCCAUUGAGGCCGCUUCUUGUUUGUUUCCCGUGAGAGUGAAGUGCGCAGAAGAGAACAAAAGGGAAGGGAAGGAAAAAAUUGGGAUUUUUGAAGCGUAGCCUGUCGGGAGUGUCGUGGGUUUUGCGAAAUUGAAGAUGGUUUCCCGGCUGUUCGUGCUGGUGUUCUUCGUUUGCACGGCGUCGGUUUGCUCUGGCCUCACUGAUCCUCGCGAUGUGGCGGCAAUCAAUAGCUUGUAUGUUUCACUGGGCUACCCGCCCCUACGUGGAUGGCUACUUGUUGGAGGCGAUCCUUGCAGCGACGGUUGGCAAGGUGUGGAGUGUGUCAUCUCAAACAUAACGGGACUAAAUCUGAGUGGAGCCAAUUUGGGUGGAGAAUUGGGCCUCAGUUUGGACUUUGCAUCACUCUUGUCCAUUGAUUUCAGCAACAAUCGGAUUGGAGGGAGUGUUCCAUCCCAUUUGCCACGUACUGUUCUUUCAAUGUUGUUGGGCAAUAACCUUUUCCGUGGAGAAAUUCCAGACUUGUUCAAAGAGCUUACCAGUUUGGCGCAUCUAGAUUUGUCAAGCAACAACCUCACUGGUCAUUUACCUCCAUCAAUGGGAAACCUGUCAGCUGUUACCACAUUGCACUUGCAGAAUAAUAAACUCAUUGGGACUCUGAAUGUUCUAGAGGAUCUUCCCCUAGUUGAUUUGGAUAUAGAGAAUAACUUAUUCUCCGGGCCUAUUCCUCCAAAGUUGCUGACUAUUCCAAUUUUCAAAAAAGGUGGAAAUCCUUUUAAUACAAGUGUAAUUCCAUCACCAUCAGCAUCACCAGCACCAGAGCCAACCUCUGCACCUGCUCCAUUCAUAGGUGGGCCACCUUCUCAUGGCGUGCCUUCGAAGCAGGGAAAUGGAUCUUCUGCAGUGGCACCCCAUUCUGCUCAUUCAGAGGGAGGGUUGAAGGUUAGAAAUGUCAUUUUGAUAGCUGGUGUAGGGGUUCUGGUGGUCGUUGCGAUUGCAUCGCUUUGCCUAUGCUUGUGGAGAUGCAGCAAAAGGAAGCAAAUGAAUGAGACGGUCAAGAGACAUGAAAUGGGUGUAUACGCAAAUGGUCAAGGGGCUACCAAAAGCAAAGAUUCUUCACGACAGCCAAACAUAAAUUUGGAGAGAUAUGUUCCACGAAGAGCUGUUCCUGAACCUUUAGGCAAGAUGGGAGAAGGCCAUGGAAGAGCCAGUUCAAGUAACAGACAAAUGGAUGUGACCAAAACAUUGAGCUCGAGGCAGAAGAAAGACCAAGUAGGAGACGCCAGUUUGCCCAUGCAGCCUGUGGCUUCUCUUCUCGCACCACCCAUUCCGGAUGAGAAAGUUAUUGUAAAUCCUGCUGUUUCUGCUCAGCCAACUGUGCGAAAACGGCCUUCUGAGAGAGCAGUCUCUUCACCUUCGGUCCCAUUUUACAGCAUAGCAUCUCUCCAGGAGUUCACAAACAGCUUUUCUCCUGAAAACUUUGUUGGAGAAGGCACACUUGGAAGUGUCUACAAGGCCGUGCUACCUGAUGGAAGGCUACUAGCCGUCAAGAAGCUAAAGGCCACAGUUUCUGGGCAGCAGAGCAAUGAUAAAUUUGGUGAUCUGGUGUCGAGAAUCUAUAAGCUUCGGCAUAGCAAUAUUGUGGAGCUUGUGGGCUACUGUGCUGAGCAUGCUCAACGGCUACUUAUUUAUCAGUAUUGCCGAAAUGGGACGCUGUCUGAUGCAUUGCAUGUGGAUGAUGAGGUUCAUGGAAAACUUUCAUGGGCUGCGCGGAUUCGUGUUGCCAUUGGAGCUGCAAGAGCCUUGCAGUAUCUGCAUGAGGUCUGUCAGCCUCCUGUUGUAUACAGGAACUUUAACUCUACCAACAUCCUUCUAGAUGAUAAGCUCGAAGCACGAGUCUCAGAUUGUGGUCUGGCUUCUCUAAUAUCAUCUGGCUCUGGAAGUCAGCUUUCCGAGCACCUCAAUCCUAACGGUUACACUGCCCCAGAAUCUGAGUUGGGUACCUGUUCCUGGCAAAGUGAUGUGUACAGCUUUGGAGUUGUAAUGUUGGAGCUUCUCACUGGUAGGAAGUCACUUGACAGGUCACGACCCAGAGGGGAGCAAUUUCUGGUUCGAUGGGCAAUACCCCAGCUUCACGACAUUGAUGCGCUGUCAAAGAUGGUGGAUCCUUCGCUUAGCGGUUUCUAUCCCACCAAAUCAUUGUCGCGCUUUGCCGAUAUAAUCUCUCGAUGCGUCCAGAGAGAGCCAGAAUUCAGGCCACCUAUGUCUGAAGUUGUGCAGGACCUAUUGCGGAUGAUGUGAAGCGAAGUUCAAAAUCGCGCUGAUAUUGAAGUUUAUUAGGUAACUUAAUAAUGUCUAUUGCAAUGGCCUUGGAGAGGAUAAAGCCCAGAAUACUUUAAUUUUAAUCACAGUGUGAUAUCGGCAAUGGUAACUUAUCGUCUGACUCGUUCAACCGAUGAAGCGGACGUUCAUGUUGGGGUCGAAACUUGUACCGAUGUAAUGGGUGGCUUUGCUAAAAAACUUAAGAGAUAGAUAUAUUGUGCAGUUGAUGACAAGUUGUAAUUGUUUGGUUCUACGAUUCUUUUCUUGUGCAGCA
Rhodamnia argentea is the source of this 3127-nucleotide messenger RNA. RefSeq names its product protein STRUBBELIG-RECEPTOR FAMILY 3-like. The transcript is spliced from 15 exons. The record is from RefSeq and is a predicted model, not a curated record. NCBI's taxonomy places the organism in Eukaryota, Viridiplantae, Streptophyta, Magnoliopsida, Myrtales, Myrtaceae. Gene Ontology annotation, molecular function: protein binding; ATP binding; protein kinase activity. The coding region runs from base 670 to 2832 and encodes 720 amino acids. Gene Ontology annotation, biological process: protein phosphorylation.